Molecule: messenger RNA, 12743 nt
Organism: Bubalus bubalis (water buffalo)
Lineage: Eukaryota; Metazoa; Chordata; Mammalia; Artiodactyla; Bovidae
Gene: ADAMTS9
Product: ADAM metallopeptidase with thrombospondin type 1 motif 9
Exons: 39
Coding region: 19-5784 (1921 amino acids)
Biological process (GO): proteolysis; extracellular matrix organization
Cellular component (GO): extracellular matrix
Molecular function (GO): metalloendopeptidase activity; zinc ion binding
Source: RefSeq, a predicted model, not a curated record
GGAGGGGUGGGGAGCACCAUGCAGUUUGUAUCCUGGGCCACACUGCUAACGCUCCUGGUGCGAGACCUGGCCGAGAUGGGGAGCCCAGAUGCCGCGGCGGCCGUGCGCAAGGACAGGCUGCACCCGAGGCAAGUGAAAUUAUUAGAGACCCUGAGCGAAUACGAAAUCGCAUCUCCCGUCCGAGUGAACGCUCUCGGACAACCCUUUCCCACGAACGUACACUUCAAAAGAAGGCGACGAAGCAUUAACUCUGCCUCUGACCCCUGGCCUGGCUUCGCCUCCUCCUCUUCCUCCGCUACCUCCUCCCAGGAGCAUUACCGCCUCUCCGCCUUUGGCCAGCAAUUUCUAUUUAAUCUCACCGCCCAUGCUGGAUUUAUCGCCCCAAUGUUCACUGUCACCCUCCUUGGGGCACCCGGGGUGAACCAGACUAAGUUUUAUUCCGAGGAGGAAGCGGAACUCAAGCACUGUUUCUACAAAGGCCAUGUCAAUACCAAGUCAGAGCACACGGCCGUCAUCAGCCUCUGCUCGGGAAUGCUGGGCACAUUUCGGUCCCAUGAUGGAGAUUAUUUUAUUGAACCACUACUGUCCAUUGAUGAACAAGAAGAUGAAGAGGCCCAAAACAAACCCCACAUUAUCUAUAGGCACAGCACCGCCCACAGAGAGCCGGCAACAGGACAGCAUGCAUGUGACACCUCAGAACAUAGAAAUAGUCACAGUAAGGACAAGAGGAAAAGGAGGACAAGAAAAUGGAGAGGGAGGAGUAGCCUGGCUGAUGACAUGGCCGUGUUAAAUAGCAGCUUAACCACAAGCACGCUUCCUGCCAAUGGUAGCAAAACUGACAGCACAAGGGAAAAGGGGACCCACAGAAGAACAAAACGUUUUUUAUCCUAUCCACGGUUUGUAGAAGUGAUGGUGGUAGCAGACAACAGAAUGGUUUUAUACCAUGGAGCGAACCUUCAACAUUAUAUUUUAACUUUAAUGUCAAUUGUAGCCUCUAUCUAUAAAGACCCAAGUAUUGGAAAUUUAAUUAAUAUUGUUAUUGUGAACUUAGUUGUGAUUCAUAAUGAACAGGAAGGACCUUCCAUAUCUUUUAAUGCCCAGACAACAUUAAAAAACUUUUGCCAGUGGCAGCAUUCAAAGAACCAUCCAGGUGGAAUCCAGCAUGAUACAGCGGUUCUUGUAACGAGACAGGAUAUCUGCAGAGCUCAUGACAAAUGUGAUACAUUAGGUCUGGCUGAACUGGGAACCAUCUGUGAUCCAUACAGAAGCUGCUCUAUCAGUGAAGAUAGUGGAUUGAGUACAGCUUUCACAAUAGCCCACGAACUGGGCCAUGUGUUCAACAUGCCUCAUGAUGACAACAAUAAGUGCAAAGAAGAAGGAAUCAAGAGCCCCCAGCACGUCAUGGCCCCAACAUUGAACUUCAACACCAACCCCUGGAUGUGGUCAAAGUGUAGUCGAAAAUAUAUCACUGAAUUUUUAGACACUGGUUACGGCGAAUGUUUGCUUAACGAACCUGAAUACAGACCCUAUCCUUUGCCUCAUCAACUGCCAGGCCUCCUCUACAACGUGAAUAAACAAUGUGAAUUGAUUUUUGGACCAGGUUCUCAGGUGUGCCCAUAUAUGAUGCAGUGCAGACGGCUCUGGUGCAAUAACGUGGAUGGAGCGCACAAAGGCUGCCGAACUCAGCACACGCCCUGGGCUGAUGGGACCGAGUGUGAUGAGCCUGGAAAGCACUGCAAGUUUGGAUUUUGUGUUCCCAAAGAAAUGGAGGUCCCUGUGACUGAUGGAUCCUGGGGAAGUUGGAGUCACUUUGGAACCUGCUCAAGAACAUGUGGAGGGGGCAUCAAAACAGCCAUUCGCGAGUGCAACAGACCAGAGCCCAGAAAUGGUGGCAAGUAUUGUGUAGGGCGCAGAAUGAAAUUUAAGUCCUGCAACACAGAGCCGUGUCCCAAGCAGAAGCGAGACUUCCGAGAUGAACAGUGUGCUCACUUUGACGGAAAGCAUUUCAACAUCAACGGUCUGCAUCCGAACGUGCGCUGGGUCCCAAAAUACAGUGGAAUUUUGAUGAAGGACCGCUGCAAGCUGUUCUGCAGGGUGGCAGGGAGCACAGCCUACUAUCAGCUCCGUGACAGAGUGAUCGAUGGAACGCCGUGUGGCCAGGACACCAAUGACAUCUGUGUCCAAGGCCUGUGCCGGCAAGCUGGAUGCGAUCAUGUUUUAAACUCAAAAGCCCGGAGAGAUAAAUGUGGGGUUUGUGGUGGCGAUAAUUCUUCAUGCAAAACAGUGGCAGGAACAUUUAACACAGUACAUUAUGGUUACAACGUUGUGGUCCUAAUUCCAGCUGGUGCUACCAAUAUCGAUGUGCGGCAGCACAGUUUCUCAGGGAAAUCAGAGGAUGAUAACUACUUAGCUUUAUCGAGCAGUAAAGGCGAAUUCUUGCUCAAUGGAGACUUUGUUGUCACAAUGUCCAAAAGGGAAAUCCGUAUUGGGAAUGCUGUGAUAGAAUACAGCGGGUCCGACAACGUUGUGGAAAGAAUCAACUCCACAGGUCGCAUUGAACAAGAACUUCUGCUUCAGGUAUUGUCGGUGGGAAAGUUAUACAACCCCGAUGUGCGCUAUUCUUUCAAUAUUCCCAUUGAAGACAAACCCCAACAGUUUUACUGGAACAGUCAUGGACCCUGGCAAGCAUGCAGCAAACCCUGCCAAGGGGAGCGGAAACGAAAACCUAUUUGCACCAGGGAAUCUGAUCAGCUUACAGUUUCUGAUCAAAGAUGUGAUCGACUGCCUCAGCCGGCACCCAUUACUGAACCUUGUGGCACAGACUGUGACCUGAGGUGGCACGUGGCCAGCAGGAGUGAAUGUAGUGCCCAGUGUGGUUUAGGUUACCGCACAUUAGACAUCUACUGUGCCACGUACAGCAGGCUAGAUGGGAAGACUGAGAAGGUUGAUGACACCUUUUGCAGCAGUCACCCCAAACCAAGCAACCAGGAAAAGUGCUCAGGAGAAUGUAAUACUGGUGGCUGGCGCUAUUCAGCUUGGACUGAAUGUUCUAAAAGCUGUGAUGGUGGAACCCAGAGGAGAAGGGCUAUUUGUGUCAACACCCGUAAUGAUGUACUGGAUGACAGCAAAUGCACUCAUCAAGAGAAAGUCACCAUUCAGAAGUGCAGUGAGUUCUCCUGUCCAGAGUGGAAAUCAGGAGACUGGUCAGAGUGCUUGGUCACCUGCGGAAAAGGGCAUAAGCACCGCCAGGUCUGGUGUCAGUUUGGCGAAGAUCGAUUAAACGAUAGAGUCUGUGACCCUGAGACCAAACCGACCUCCAUGCAGACCUGUCAGCAGCCAGAAUGUGCGUCCUGGCAGGCGGGUCCCUGGGGACAGUGCAGUGUCACUUGUGGACAGGGAUACCAGCUACGAGCAGUGAAAUGCAUCAUCGGGACUUACAUGUCAGUGGUGGAUGACAAUGACUGCAAUGCCGCGACGAGACCAACUGACACCCAGGACUGUGAAUUGCCAUCUUGUCAGCCUCCCCCAGCUGCCCCGGAAGCAAGGAGAAGCACACACAGUGCGCCAAGGACCCAGUGGCGAUUUGGGUCCUGGACUCCAUGCUCAGCCACUUGUGGAAAAGGUACCCGGAUGAGAUAUGUCAGCUGUCGGGAUGAGGACGGCUCUGUGGCUGAUGACAGUGCCUGUGCGACCCUGCCUAGACCAGUGGCAAAGGAGGAAUGUUCUGUGACUCCCUGCGGGCAAUGGAAGGCUCUGGACUGGAACCCUUGCUCCGUGACAUGUGGGCAAGGUAGGACGACCCGGCAAGUGGUCUGUGUCAACUACAGUGACCACGUGAUCGAUCAAAGUGAGUGCGACCCAGAUUAUAUCCCAGAAACUGACCAGGACUGUUCCAUGUCACCAUGCCCUCAGUGGACCCCAGACACAGACCUUUCUCAGAACCCUUUCCUGAAUGAGGACUAUCACCCCAGGAGCAUCAGCCCUAGCCGCACCCACGUGCUCGGAGGAAAUCAGUGGAGGACAGGCCCCUGGGGAGCGUGUUCCAGUACCUGUGCUGGUGGGUCCCAGCGGCGUGUUGUUGUGUGUCAGGAUGAGAACGGAUACACUGCCAACGACUGCGUGGAGAGAAUCAAACCUGAUGAGCACAGAGCCUGCGAAUCUGGCCCUUGCCCUCAGUGGGCUUAUGGCAGCUGGGGAGAGUGUACUAAGCUGUGUGGUGGAGGCUUGAGAACAAGGCUGGUUGUCUGUCAGAGGCCCAGCGGGGAACGAUUUCCGGAUCUGAGCUGUGAAAUUCUUGACAAGCCUCCAGAUCGAGAACAGUGUAAUACACACGCUUGUCCUCAAGAUGCUGCCUGGAGUGCUGGCCCUUGGAGUUCGUGUUCUGUCUCUUGUGGUCGAGGGCAUAAACAACGAAAUGUUUACUGCAUGGCAAAAGAUGGAAGCCAUUUAGAAAGUGAUUACUGUAAACACCUUGCUAAGCCAAAUGGGCACAGAAAGUGCCGAGGAGGAAGAUGCCCCAAGUGGAAGGCUGGCGCCUGGAGUCAGUGCUCCGUGUCGUGCGGCCAAGGCGUGCGGCGGAGAAAUGUGGGCUGUCAGAUGGGAACGCACAAAACGGCCAGGGAGACCGAGUGCAACCCCUACACCCGACCAGAGUCAGAGCGUGCCUGCCAAGCCCCGCCGUGUCCGCUGUACGCGUGGAGGGCAGAGGAAUGGCAAGAAUGCACCAAGACUUGUGGUGAAGGCUCCAGGUACCGGAAGGUGGUAUGUGUGGAUGAGGACAGAGGUGGUGAGGUUCACGGCGUGCACUGUGGCAUGAGCUCACGGCCUGUGGACCGCGAGAGCUGUAGUCUGCAGCCCUGCGAGUAUGUCUGGAUCACAGGAGAAUGGUCAGAGUGCUCAGUGACCUGUGGAAAGGGCUACAAACAAAGGCUGGUCUCCUGUAGCGAGAUUUACACCGGGAAGGAGAAUUACGAGUACAGCUACCAAACCGCCAUCAACUGCCCAGGCAUGCAGCCGCCCAGUGUCCAGCCCUGCUUCCUGCGAGAGUGCCCUGUGUCGGCCACCUGGAGAGUGGGCAACUGGGGGAGUUGCUCCGUGUCUUGUGGCGUGGGAGUGAUGCAUAGGUCUGUGCAGUGUCUCACCAACGAUGACCAGCCCAGCCACUUAUGCCCUGCUGACCUGAAGCCAGAAGAAAGAAAAACCUGCCACAAUAUCUAUAACUGUGAGUUGCCCCAGAACUGCAAGGAAGUGAAAAGGCUGAAGGGUGCCGGCGAAGAUGGGGAAUACUUCCUGAUCGUCACAGGAAAACUCCUGAAGGUCUUCUGUGCAGGGAUGCACUCUGACCACCCCAAGGAGUACAUGACACUGGUCCACGGCGACUCUGAGAAUUUCUCUGAGGUUUACGGGCACAGGUUGCACAACCCAACCGAAUGCCCCUACAAUGGGAGCCGACGUGAUGACUGUCAGUGUCGGAAGGACUACACAGCAGCUGGGUUCUCCAGCUUCCAGAAGGUCAGAAUAGAUCUGACCACCAUGCAGAUCAUCACCACUGACUUACAGUUUGCCAGGACCAAUGAAGGACAUCCCGUCCCCUUUGCCACUGCUGGGGACUGCUACAGUGCCGCCAAGUGCCCACAGGGUCGUUUUAGCAUCAACCUUUACGGGACCGGUUUGUCUCUAACUGAAUCUGCCAGAUGGAUCUCCCAAGGGAAUUACGCCGUCUCUGACAUCAAGAAGUCCCCGAUCCUGGCCAGUCCUGAUCGACUCCAAACAGCCUUGCUUUGAUUCAGUCCUCUCAUCUUCACGCUUCACUUUCUUUCACUUUUCUGCCAGGAGCACCAGAAGGAAAAACACAAUGGAAUCCUCCAUUUUCUAAACCUGCUUGGUGAUAAACUGUUUUUUCCCCAAGAAAAACUAAAGGAAAGCUCCAGUCAUUCAGGGUAAAACUGCAUUACCAGAACCACUUGUAGGAUGGGCACACGGUCUCACCAACAGGAACAGACCUGGUGAAAAUAAGUCUGUGUCAGGUUCAUUACUGGCUGCCCGUAUAUGUGUAGUGGGAAGAAUUCUAUUUUUUUUUUUUUAAACUGAUAAGGAUUUUUGUUAUUGAAAUAACCUUUGUUACUGAAAGCGCCUGUGUUUACUGGACAGUUUACAUGCAUUCAGUUCCAUUCCUCCAGGUUACUCAUUGAAUUCUUGGGGGAGCACUGAAAUCAAAGCCCACAGAAGCCACAGAGUAUAGAGGCUAAGCCUCCAGGCCCUUAAGUCAGAUCGCCUGCCAUGCUUUUUUACCAGCUCUGCCAUUGUGGCAAGUUAUUUAACUUCUCAGGGGCCUCAGUUUCUUCAUCUAUAAAAUGGGUAUCAUGGUGGUCUUACCCAGUUGGGUUCUUGUGGAGCAAAAAUGAAAUAGGGAGAUAAAGCUGUUUGCAUGUCACUGGACAGGCAGCAGGGGCACAGUAAAUGUUGCCUAUUAAUUUUAUCACAUUUUCAUAGGCCUAAGGCUUGCCAUAAGGUUGCAGAAUUGGUCACGGUGGUGAAAGAUGCAAGCUUGCUUGUGAUGGGAGGAUGGGAUUGCAGCCUGAGCAGAGGUUGAGCCUGGACCUGGCUGGUACCCACCACACCAUGUGGAUUUUGUCCACACGGGCCCUUCCUCACCCAGGACUGAGGCAUAUGGGGUACCUCCUGGGUCCAGGCAUGGGCUUCUAGACAAAUGCUUUGACUGUACCAAGUUUCUGCUCUGUGGGUGAGGGGCAGCCAGACAGAAAGGGGGGAACUUGGCCCACCUGUAAGAUUGGAGAGAAAAGGUUGUCAUUCUAAGCUCCUUUGCCAGUGACAUUCUGUGCUUCCCCAACUCAUGAGCGCACUCAGGAUGUGAGAAGAUCCUCAGCCCCCAUCUGGGAGAGUCCCCCCCUGCCAGCACUCCCCCUACCCCAAAAGAUGCCCAUUCUCAGGGCUACUAUCUCGCCUUCCGUCCUGGAGGAGGUUCCAGAAUGGUCCUCAGAGCCAGGCACAGUGAAGGCAGGUUCCUGUAAGCAGGGUGGGAGUGGUGUCCGUGGGUCUCUGUGCUGCUUUGUGUUUCUAGGGGAUGGGACAGGGUCUGAGAGGAGCUGGGAGCCUGUGUUUCUGAAGGCUGGGUGCCUGGCCCUGAGGCCUAACCAUCACUGUUUUUCUGAGAGAAGGGCUCUAAAUCCAAGAAUUACUUUGAAAUUAAAAAUUAAAGUUGUAUUACUGUAUGGGAGAUGGACUCAGUUCCUGUUUGUUUUUUUUUUUUAAUCUUUCAGUUCAUUUACAAUCAAUGGAGUUUAAGUAGCAUGAGAUAAAUGUGUGUGUGUGUAGCAAGCAAAGAAUCAGUUCUUUUUUAUCUACUAUAAGCUGUGUCCUAACCCAAAAUUCAUUUGUGAAAAUUCAAUUAUCCACCAAGUAUAAAAAUCAUACAUUUACUACAGACAAGUGGAGUGAAACUACCUUUUAUAUAUGUGUACAUUUUAUUCUGUAUGAUCCCAUAGAAGUUAGAUAUUUAUACAUUGUGUGUGUGUACAUUUGUGUAUGUGUGAUUAGGACUUUAUUUGGGAAAAAAACAAAUACUGUUGUUUUUUUUAACGGGCAGUUUCACUCCCAGCAGCUCCAAAGAAAUGUAAAUAAGCACACUUUAAUCAAAGAUGUGUUGGCUUUCCUAAAUUACGCGAAUCAACCUCCCUUGGUUAUACUGACUGAAGAAAGCAGAGAAAAGAGUGAAAAGUAUGAACUAUAAACUGUUCUUAAUGGAACACAGAGUCGCUCAUUUUAAUUAUAUGUAAUAGCUCAAACUCUGCUAACAAAAUAUUUGUUGAAAAGAGAAUUUUAGAGGACCUGCUUUAAUGGAGAAAUAAAAAUGAUUUACAGUUAAUGUUUUAUUGUAUGAGAGUGGGUACUUCAAAAGUGCUGGAAAACAUACCUUUUUCUCUGAAAUAGUUACUGUUUCCAUGACAAUCAUGUUUAUGCUAUUUAUUUUCUCAGUACAUAUAUUUUUUAUUCUGUACUAGAAAUAAGUGUUAGUUCAACCUUUACCUAAAUGACAUUAAUAGAGUCCUAGUUAAUGAAGUAACAUGAACAUUGCAGAGCGAGUAUCAACAAUUUUAUAAUUACCCAGACUAUUCCUUAUCUCCAUGAGAACAGGCCGUGAUGGAAAUUCACACAUUAAAAAGCACCAUUAUGACAAUGAUCACUAAUAAUUGAGCAUGUACAUUAGGCCAAGUGCUAUUCUGGGCACUUGAUAUGCUUUCUUUCAUUUGCAGCAAACCUAUGAGUGGAGACGUAUUAUCCCCAUUUUACAGAUACACCAGAAAACUGAGGUUUAAAAAGGUUAUUUAAAGAUAUGAUGCAAGUCUGAGACAAUCUGAUCUCUGCUGCUGGGGAAGGAAGAGUUUGGGUGAAAAAAAAAGCUUUAAUGAGACAGAAGGCAUUUCUACUAUGUCAGCAUCCUUAAGGCCACCAGACCUAUAUACUUCAGCCUAGGGGAAAAGUUCCUGGCUAGAGAGCCAGUUGAUCUGGCAUCAGAUCUAGUUGAUGAUGUCAGACUAGCUCCAGAACUAACAUGGGCCCCUAAAACCAAGAUCCACUGGGGUGAUAGAGCUCAGUCUUCCAACUUAUUCUUGUGCAUGCAUGCUCAGUCACUCAGUCAUGUUUGACUCUUCAUGACUCCUUGGACUGUAGCCUGCCAGGCUUCUCUGGCCUUGGGAUUUUUCAGGAAAGAAUACUGGAGUGGGUUGCCACUUCAUCCUCCGGAGGAUCUUCCUGACUAAGGGAUCCAGCCCACAUCUCCUGCGUUACAGGCCCAUUCUUUACCACUGAGCCAUCAGGGAAGCCCUCCAAGUUAAUCUCACUCAUAAUCAAAAGCAUGCAAAUUUUUAAAAGAGUGAAACUUAUAUAUUUUUUUUUCUUCAAAAUUUCUUCAAAACUUUUUCAGCUAUUUUUCUUUUUUUAAUGAGAUUAUCCAUUGUUUUCAAAAGACUUCCAUAUUGGGCCAUAUGAAUCAAAUAUGGCCCAAAGAAAUUCUGAAAUGUGCACACAUGUAAGAUUCACACCAGCAUUAGUCCCAGUGGAGAAAAACAUGUUAGUUGCCAAACCUUGUGCAGGAGUCAGGGGUGGAGGGUGGCUCAUAUGACAUGGUAAUUUACAAACUGGGAUAUGAUGCCACAGUUAAAUAAGGGGUUUUUCAUAGCAUGGGGAAGGAUUAAGGGGGCUGAGUAGCAGGGCCAUUUGAAUUGCAGCUCACAGAGAAGAGCGUACUUGUUCAGCCUUCUUGGAUUCAUUCAACAAAUGUGUGUUUAGACCACUGCUAGGUUCUGGGGACCCUAGUAUUCUAACAAGGCACUGGCCUUGCCAUCAUGGGACUUACAUUCCAGGGGGGGAAGACAGACAUAAAGAGAGAACUACCCCAUUUUAUAGGGUGCUGUGCAGCUGCUAACUUGGUCAGAACGAUUUCUCAGAGGAAGUGGCUUCUGGGCUGAGUUCUGAAGAAUUUACCAGACAAAAGCUGGUAAAUGCACACAGAGUCCAGUUCACACAGAGAGGGAAAGGGCAGAGAGUUCCAGCUAGAGGAGCCGCACAUGCAAAGGCCCUGUGUUAAGAGGCAUGUUAGAGGAGCAACCCAAAGAAAUGCAGAGGACAAGAACAGAGCAAGAAAAAUCCAGACAGGUAGGACUGUACAAGGCUAGAGACCAGGGUUCAGCAAACCUUUUCUGUAAAGAGCCAGAUAGUAAAUAUUUUAGAUUUUGCCAUCCAGGAGGUGAAAAUCAUGGAUAUUACAUAUAUAUUUAUAUGACAAGAAUGAAAACAAAUUUACACAAAAAAUUUAAUGAUUAAAUUCAAAGCAGAAUAAUAAUUGAGUGUAUAUUUUUGUUAUCCAGAAUCUACCAAGGAAAUGAAUGAAAUAUUGAGAAAGGAUAACAUUUUAUUUAAUCAGUGUUCUCUGUUACCAAAAUUGCUUCGAAGUGUUAUUUUUGUUAAUGCUGAUCUGAAAUGAGAUGUUCUGCACUUCGUCUUUAUGAAUGUCUAUUUUCAGAGAUAGGUAUUGCCAAACACUACUCUCGUCUACAACCACAUCACUUUAAUUGAGCAUUUUCAUGCCUUGGCAGCUGUUGGUGGAAUUCCGUUAGAUUUUACACUUGGUAUUUGCCUUUCUGCACAUCAUUACAUUACAGAUGAAUCACUUGUACUUGAAGGUGAGAUGGAAGCUCUCUUCAGUUACCUCAUUAGAUGGAUUUUGAAAUAUGAAAAUUUCCUUUGCACUUACAUCCAUGUCCAAAAAGUGCUGCUGAAACUGUAGUUCACUCUCACAAAGUAUAUCCACUAUAAAUGUAUGUGGAAUAGCAAUAAAGCUUCUCAUUUUUAACAUUUGACAGAUUUCCCAAUAUGUGUACAUAAGCACGUGUACAAAGUGUACAAAGCACCUUGUACACAUCCCAAGUGUACAAAGCACCUUAACAUGAUUUAUGAUUCAAACAAUGUUAGUUGUUAUUGAAAUGACUUUACCACAGUAUAACUUUAGCCUGUAAGUGCAGUUUUUGCCUUGUAAUUUUAGCUUCAGUUCAUUAAGAAACAUUAUCAAGCCAGAAGCAAAAGAUAGUGUCCAAAACCAUUAAUUUUGUUCAAUGACAGUGAUUGAGAACAGUUCUUCUCGUUCAGAAAAUUUAUUUAUCCUGUCCCUGAGCUCAAAAUUCAUGAUAAAACUACCACUCCUAAGUCAUCCAACUGCUGUAUGUUAGGAUAAGUCAGAGUAUUCAACUUCUCAUCCUGAUACCCAAAUUCCCAAAACUGAUGAAGAUUAAGUCUAUGAUAGAAAAAGAAGUUCAUUAUUAGCACCAUGGGUUCCAUGACACUAGAUAGGGUCUUGUAUUUUCCACAGUGAAUAAUCACAGGCUUUAAACGUCUUACAUUUUCGCAAGCUUUGUAAAUUGGUCCAAAUAAAGCUUUUCCUUCUCCACAGAUGGAUCUUACCAUUAUUAGUUGUCAACACAUCUUAGCAGAUUCCUCUUCAGUUUUUCUGACUAGUGUUUUCUCUAUCUCUUUGACAUACUGUCGCCCAUACUUCUUCCACACGGAGCGUUCAUAGAGACUAAUUAUUUGGUUCCUUCACAACUCAGCAUGGUUUCCUCAAACAACUGAAAGAGUAUCAGUAAAAUCUAUCUUCUCAUCAAAAACCGCAGGAAACCAUUCCAAUUUGCUUCGUUUUUAAAUUGUUUAUUGAUGUGGCUCCCAAAUGUCAUUAAAUUUUGGAGCAACUGGUCUUGCCAAAAGGAUAACAGUGUUCAACAAAUUGAUUUUCUCUGGACAUAUGUCUUCUGCUGUUCCAGUUAAACAAGGUUUCAUGAACUCACCACCUAGUAGACUGUUUUCUUUAUGUCGCUAACAAACACGCCACUUGGACGCUUACAUCUUUUCAUCUUUUAUCCUUACUCACUUUGAUUUCUUAUUUUUGUGAAGAAUUACACUAUGAUGAGAUAUUCUAAGUUUUCCAAAUUCCUGAGCAUUGCUUGCCUGAGAGUUGGGAAUACCAUGCACAUGCUAAGUGUGGUGAUAUUGGUGCAUAGCGUCUUCUUUUGGCACAACUUCUGUGUCGUGUGCUUCCCCUUUGGCUCAGUGGCAAAGAAUCCACCUGCAGUGCAGGAGACGCAGGAGGCACAGGUUUGAUCCCUGGGGCUGGGAAGAUCCCCUAGAGGAGGAAGUGGCAACCCACUCCAGUAUUCUUGCUGGGAAAAUCCUGUGGACAGAGGAGCCUGGUGGGCUACAGUCCAUGGGGUUGCAAAGAGUUGGACAUGACUGAGCACGCACGUACACGGUGUCAUUGCAUGAUGAAUGCAGUGCUUUGCCAUGUAAAUGUGAGAAUAGAAUAAUCCAUCCUACUGUACCUUAAAAGUACAAUAAAGUCUACUUUUUGUGUCUUUUCUUAUUUUGACAUACACUGGUUAUUAAAAAAAAAAGAAAAUGUUAUAAUACUGCAAUAGGCAUGGCCCUCAAAACAGGUUACAGUGUAUCACUGUGACUUGUGUGCGGAGUAGCUGUGUGAGGCUGUGAGACCAACCACUCACCCUGCUGUUGUAACAAGAAAGCAGCCAGGACAUGAGGAAAGUGAAUGGAUGUGGCUGUAUUCUGAUAAAACUUUAUUGAUGGGCCCUGAAAUUUGAAUUUUAUGUGUUUUCUACCUAUCAAGAAAUAGUAUUCUCGGUUUGCUGCUUCCCAACCAUUUAAAAAUAUAAACACUCUUCUUGACACUGGUAGCUAUGUCAAUAAUCAGGUGAAAAGCAAAGCAGUUCUUUUGAGUGGUUUCCUUUGGUUCUUGAUGAGGAGAUAGAUUUCUACUGAGACUCUUCAGCUGGGUGUUUGAGGAGAGACCAUGCUGAGUGUGAAGGGACUAAAGAUUAGUCUCCAUGAAUGGUCUGUGUGGAAGAAGUGCAGGUAAGGAUGUUUCAAAGAGGGUGGGAAAGCACCAGGGCCAAAAGACUGAAGUGCACUCUGUGAAGAUGCAGGCCGUACGAACACAGGGGACAUGCAGGCCAUCGCUUCUCAGCCCCUGCUUUAGACCAUGGAGAGGAUGUUGGUCCCCACUUCUGCUGAGAAGUCCUACCUGCUGUACAUACCGGAAUGAGUCCCACCAAAGCCAGUUCAAGCCCCGGAACCAUAGUAGCCAAGCAGGUGGACUAAGAUGAUGCAUCUUUUUUUUGCAGGAUGGUACCCGGGUUGUCGGGAAGUGCGGUGGUUACUGU